Molecule: messenger RNA, 7165 nt
Organism: Entelurus aequoreus (snake pipefish)
Lineage: Eukaryota; Metazoa; Chordata; Actinopteri; Syngnathiformes; Syngnathidae
Gene: st8sia2
Product: ST8 alpha-N-acetyl-neuraminide alpha-2,8-sialyltransferase 2
Exons: 6
Coding region: 437-1591 (384 amino acids)
Biological process (GO): N-glycan processing; oligosaccharide metabolic process
Molecular function (GO): alpha-N-acetylneuraminate alpha-2,8-sialyltransferase activity
Source: RefSeq, a predicted model, not a curated record
UCUCAUCGUUCACUUAAAAAGAACCGUUGACAAGAUUCGGUUCGUUCGCGAACGUCACAUCUCUAAGUCACUCAGGUUGGAGCCACGAGUCGCUUCUCUCCGCCUCUUUUCUACCAAAGCUACUUUUGAUUCGGCUCCUGCGCCUUUAAGACGGCGGUAAUCCACAUCAUGUCGCCCCCGCUGCAUCUGGAGGUACACGCUUUGAAAGUUAGACCGGGGAAUUAGCGCUAACACCAGGGGACCACCGCCGGGCAACACGAGGCGGGGAAAGACGUGGGGGUUUGGGAGGGAUUGGACGGCAGCUUUGCGUGGGAGGGGUCCGCCGAUCACAACAAAGGGACACAUGAUGAGUGGACGGCUGUAGAAAUGGGCAAGAGAGGAAGGUGAUGGUGCAGCUUGUGGUGGUGGUGCUGGUCCCCACUUUCCCCGGCCGACCAUGCUGCCUGCACCCCGGACGCUGCUCUUCCUCUUUGUAACUCUGCUGGUGCUGCUCCUGAUCCUAGGUGAUAUCUCACAAGUGGAAGAAGAAGCUGCAAAGACUGGACAAUCCAAGAUGAACCUGCACCGGCUCAUCCCCAAACCCCAAAGAAAGACAACGGUACGCAUUGAAAGCACUUCACUGCCAAGACUUGGUAUAAUAAAUCCUGCACAUCCGAGCUACAACAACAGUGCCAAGCUCCCCUCAUCCAUCUGGAUCUUCAACAAGACCCUCUCCAACCUCAUCAGGAAGAACAUUCUACGAUUCCUCGACCCGGAGAGAGACAUCUCGAUCCUUAAGGGCUCUCUGAAACCUGGCGAUGUCGUCCACUAUGUGUUUGACCGCCACAGCACCACAAACAUCUCGGAGAAUCUCUACCGUCUUUUGCCAACCGUGUCGCCAAUGAAGAACCAGCACCACCGGCUGUGCGCCAUCGUAGGAAACUCUGGCAUCCUGCUCAACAGCAGCUGUGGCCCGCAGAUCGACUCUCAUGACUUUGUCAUCAGGUGCAACCUGGCACCAGUGGAGGAAUACUCAGACGACGUAGGCCGUAGGACCAACUUGGUGACCAUGAACCCUUCAGUGGUGCAGCGGGCCUUCCAGGACCUCGUGGACGACGAGUGGAGGCAGCGCUUCCUGCGGCGACUUCAGAGCCUCAGCGGCAGCGUGCUGUGGAUCCCGGCCUUCAUGGCCAAGGGGGGAGAGGAGCGUGUGGAGUGGGCCCUGCGCCUCAUCCGGCAGCACACCGUAGACGUACGCACCGCUUUCCCCUCGCUGCGCUUGCUCCACGCCGUCAGAGGGUACUGGCUGACCAAUAACGUCCACAUCAAGCGCCCCACCACGGGUCUCCUGAUGUACACCAUGGCUACUCGCUUCUGUCAGGAAAUCCAUCUUUACGGCUUCUGGCCAUUCCCCCACGACCCGCAGGGCAAAGCGGUAAAGUACCACUACUACGACGCUUUAAAAUACGAGUACACCUCCAGCUCCAGUCCCCACACCAUGCCUCUGGAGUUUAGGACACUGAGCGCUCUGCACCGACGGGGGGCGCUGCGGCUUCACACUGGGAGCUGUGACGCAGAGAGCGAACAGCAGGAAGAGCUGCAAAGAAAAUAGCUAAGUGGAAUAUCUCUGUGGAAACACUUCCUGGUCUAACCGCACUGGCAGCAUUCCUUUAUACAACUUGGGGUCAUGCAUUUUCUUUAAAGGCAUUGGCAUUUUUCUAUGUCUGCCUUGUAAAAAGUUGCCAACACAAUUAGCUCUCGCAAGGAGAGUUCAUUGUGAGGAUUUUUUGGGCUACAAAUCGAAUACCUGAAUUGGGAUUACUACUUUCACAGGGUUAAAUCAUGUGAUCAUGUCCUUGUUACCUAAGAGGUGAAACGAGAAAAAAAAGGCAGAAUGUAGUAUUGUACUGAGCCCCAAGAGACGUGAAGUGGACACAAUGUGGGAGUGUAGCAGCUGUUCACACAGGCCUGUUUGCACAGACGUUGCCAAUAGUUAGUCAAGAACACCAGCUCUUCCUCUACUGGAGGUUAGAAUGUCAUUUCUUAUGAAUGUAUAAAAGGUCUAUAUUCUUAGAAAUGUAAAAAAAAGAUGUUGUCCUCAAAUGUGCUUUAAAUAAAUUCCCCUAAACACUCUUUUAAAGGGGAUGUUUGCAACAUUACAGCGGCUGCCUAGAGGGUGCUAACUUUCAUUAUAUCCCAUCCUCUUUUGACUUGAACACGCCCUACGGAACACAUAUGGACACAAAUUAGCUUUGAUUGGUGUCAGCUAAAAGCAAUUUAACAAAGUUUAGCCUAUAACUUUGGCUAUUUUUAAAUGCAUAGCCUAUUGUAACGCCAACAUGACGGCAAAUUGUUAGCUGCUUUUCUUGAAAUGUUUAUUCAACAUAAUUAGUAAUUAAGGAUGUAACGAUCAAUGGUAAUAAUGCUGAUCGCAGUAGACCUCCCUAAAAUUAGUAUUACUUAUUUGAAUUUAAAUUAAUAUUUAUUAUAUGUAUUGUUAUUUAAUUAUUAUUAUUAUUGAUAACUGCAUUUUGUUUAACUCGCGCCAACUUGCUAGCAUACAUGCUAAAAAUGAAAAUAAGAGACAUUAACGUCUUUCCCUAUUUUACAUACCCCAAUCUAAACUUAUAUAAAUAUAUUAAAGAUUAAAGUACCAAUGAUCAGGGCAGACACUCUAUGCUCUCUUAAAACAGAGUGAUUGUUUUAUACUCAGAGAAAUAAGAGACUGAGAUGUUUUUAUGGUGCAUUCAAAGACCGCUGAACAAAGUAGGACACAACUUCCACCAGAAAUAAUAAAUACUAGAUUUUAUAUGUUAGGCACUUUUCAUUUAAAUAUAUCUUAAAGUGCUGCAGCACAAAACCGAUAUUUAAAACAAUAGAAGUUAAGAAAUAAACACAAAACAUGCAAAAUAGGGUUUUUUCUAAGUAUGUCCAUUUUAGUUAUUGAAAAAAAUAACUUGGUCAAAAUAUAUCAGUAUGUAUAAGUACUGUUAGAGCACAUUCAACAAUACGCUAUAAAAUUGAUAACCGUGAUCACUUUGGUCACGAUAACCGUGAUAUGAAAUGUUCAUAUUGUUACAUCCCUAUAACAGUAAUUGUGAAAAUUAUAGACACAUAAAAAUUAUAUAUGUUCCGUUAAACCACUAAUGGUAACAUAAGUUAGCUGCUGGUGUCCUUGUUAUAUUUUUUUGGUUUGAAAAAUGUAACUUUGAGCAAAUUGCAAACAGCUCCUUUAACUAAUAAGUAUGUGGAUAUUGUUUCUAUUAUAAGCAAUAUACAAUAUUUAUACAAGUAAUCUAUAAAGGGAACCAUAGUGAUAAGGUUAAAAAUAGAAUACAAUAAUUAAGCAAUUUUACACGAGUACUAAUAUACUGUACAUAAAUAAAUCAUUAUUACUAGAAAAAAAAAUUGUUUACAUUACUUUGGGGGAAAUAAUCAUACAUUAAUACUUUUGAAAUAUUACAUGAAAACAGUUUUUAGGGAUGCAUGUUUUUUUCUCACACAGAUACUGAUAUUUGCUUCUUCUUAAGACCGAUACCGAUAACUCGUUUAUAUCUAUAAUUUUUUUCAAUUCAGAUUUAAGUGUAAUUUGUGCACACCUGAAAGUGCGAAAGACUUAUGAUUUGUCCUGACAAAAGUUAGUAUCUCAAACGGUGGCAAAGGGCUGGUCGUCCAACAUUCUCACAGAUCUCUUUAGCCGGCGGGUCGUCUCAAACUUUUUGCACUUUUCAAACGCCAGCUUUCAAAACCCCGUCGUAGCGAUACUGGCGUUUCAGGUGGCUGAUAAGGUUUGAUGUGUUGAAGCUAAAUGUUUUUUUCCCCUCGUGGCGGAAUGGUUGCAGAACAUUUGAUUCAAAUAGCACGCGGAAGGUUUUUCUCAAAAAGAGUGAAGAUGUCCCACACAAUCGACGCCAUGUUUGUUUACAAUGAGCUCAGGGGGAGUGUACGACUGGCCGAUUACAGCAAUGCAAAUAGUAAAAAAAAGUAGCGCUUCACUUGCUCACCAUGACCCACUUAUAGCGCUGUACAAGUAAUCUCACCUCUUUAGUAAUUUGUACAAUUUUUUAAUGCUGAUAUAUGUAUGGCGUCAUCAUUCCUCAUAUAUUGUGUAGCCCUAAUAGGAAUGAGCUUUGAGGAAAAUGAGUUUGUUUUAAUAAAAUAAAGUUGUGUUUUAAAAUAAUGUAAUAUUAUGAGGAAAAAGUCAUAGUAUUACAGGAAUAAAGGUGUGAUUUUGCAAAAAUGUUUUUUUUUUUAUCUUACAAGAAUUGUUUUCAUCAAAGAUAAGUCAGAAUAUUAUAUAGUAUGCCCCAAUUACGGUUUAUUUUUGGUACAGUAAAACAAAAUGCAAAAUGUUUUGAUUUUCCAAAAUGAAACGAAACCUAAAAACUAAAAUCUAACAAACUCCUAAAAAUAUACAAAUCUAUUUUUGAAAAUCUCAUCAUAUUACAGAAAAACGUUCAUGAGAUUACUUUUUUUUUUAUUAAAUACAAACGUGUUAAUAUUACAAGAAUAAUGUCAAAACAUGACAAGAAUAAACGUGUAUUUUUUGUGAGCAAUAAGUCAUAAUUACAAGAAUAAAUUCCCAAAAGAACACUUUUAAAAUUUGUUUUGCUGCACUAUGACGUAAAAUUACGACUCCUAACAUUUACAGUAUUUCCCUUUUCAGUGUCAUUCUAACACUGCUUUUAUAUGUUUAGAAAUUAGUAUUUCUGAUUCUUACUUGAAACUCGCAGUCCAAAAACGGACGUGGAAGAACAUAAACUUCUUGUAUGUAGCUGUGACUGUAAGAAUUAAGCUUAAUUAUAAUGGGAGUUGUAUCGCUUUUUUAUUAUCUUAGGGUUAGCUUUUAUUUGUAGGUUGUCUUCAAGUAAAGCACUUUCUUAGCUCAUUUUGCAAGGUAAUGUAUGUGCCUAUACGUUAGCAAAAUAGUCAAUUAAUGCUGAAGCCUCUGGUGAACCUGUCAUGUGACGAGUAUGUAGUAUAGAAGUGUUGUGACAGGGUAGGCCUGUUGAGUCCCACAUUGCCUCAAAGCGCUGCCUAUUAAGUUAGGAAUAGACAUGAACGUUGUUCAAAGGACGUCAACAGUCUGAGGCUGAUGAAUGACUCUUUUUGUGGAAAACUACAGUUCCCUUAGUGACUUACUGUUGCUUUUUCUUUCUCCAUAUUGUCCUAAUUCCAUCCAUCCAGCCAUCUUCUAAUGCUUUGUCCUAAUUACAGCAAAACAUAUUAUGCAUGCUUUGUUUUUCAUAAAACACAAUGCUUAAUAGAUAACGAAUGUAUCUUGUUAAUUGACAUUUAAAUUGUGCUGUUACGACAAGAUGAAUGUAUUUUGUGUGGCAAAAAAACAAGGCCUUAAAGCAAAAAGCUUUUUAUUAUUUUCAGAAACAUGGAAACUGAAGAGACCUUUGUGGCUGCACGUGGGAAACUAUUGGAAAUCAAGCACAAAUACAUUUCAAAGUAUUCUGUAUGGAGGUUAGUUUGUGUCUUCAUUACAAAAGCUUUUUUUUUUUUACACUGAAUUUAUGUAACUUAAUUUUUUGCGUUUUAAUUUUGUGGACUGAAUUUUUUUGACAACAAUUUAUGCGAACUGUUUCAUUAAAUACAAAUGUGUGUUUAAAAAUUCAAUUUGUCAAAAUACAGUGUUUUAAAAUUCAGUAUAAAAAUUGAGACCCAUCUCAUGUGACUUAAAACUUAAGGCUUCAUUGGCUGGCCCUAAGACAAGAUCGAUCGCUUCGGUCUUAAUUUACCGGAAGUGGGUCUUGAGUUGCAAUGAAUUUUAGUGCACAAUUUUUUUAUUUUACACACUAAAUUUUAACAGAUUUUUUAAACACACAAAUUUGACUUAGUUUUUUAUUCAAUGCAAUUGUCGGCAUAAUUUGAUGUAAAAAAUUCAGAUCGCAAAAUUCAAACGCAAACAUCUUCAGUUAUAUAAAUUCAGUGACCAAAAAAGCUUUCACAAGUUAACCUCCAUACUUUUAUCAUGAACAGCCUUAAGGAAAUUGGCUGCACUAUUCAAAUAACUCACAUAAUUAUAAGGAAAAUAUUUUACUAGAGAAAUUAAACAUAGGCACACAGAUGAUCGUGUUCAAAUAGAAUUACAGAAUAGAUUUCACUAGAUGAACAGGGUUUUUUCCACAGUUUCACCAGAACAGGGUUAUCUGCAUGUACAAUAAAAGAUACAUUUUACUAUGAUACAAUACUGGAAUGAACAGGAACUGUGUACGCUGUUAUCAAAUGCAUCAUAUCAUAUACCAACAAAGAAUGUUAAACACCAUUCACAAACUUUCACAUUCUAUCCUGUAUGUAUGUUCAAAACUGAAAAUAAAACUACUGCAGUGAUGAUGCAUUUGGAGUUGGAUAUAUACAGGAACAAUGCGAGUGAUAGUUUGAAUGAAAACAAAAACAUAUUCAUUAUUAAAAGAUCUUUGCAAAACCUAAGCUCCCGGUUUAUUGUACCUCUUUUUUUUUUUUUUUUUAAACGUAACUCUUAAUUUUGGUUGGUUGUUGUGGGAAACACAUCUAGUGUGUGCUUUAUGGUUGAGACAAUGGGCCUCAUUAAUGCUCAAAACAAGCACAUUACUUAACCUUGCGUUUUACUUUUGUAGCUGUAUGUAUAAAUGGCGCCGCUGAAGUGGCUGCUGGUUGCAUCAGCUCUUGGCUUUUAAGGUCUUGUAUUUCCUUUGUUCCCCUCUUAUUUUUGUGGAGUUUUGUAUCUCCGCUGUCCAUCCAUUUCCCACCGCUUGUCCCUCUGCAAUAAAUAAAGUAUCCUAUCCUUUCCUUACACGAACCACCCUUACAUUAAAAUGACCAACUGUUGUGACAAUGUUCAGUGUUUAAAAUCAAACAAGACAUGACGUCUUUGUGUUGUCAUAAGAUUCCUUAAAUAGGAUAAAUCACUUUCAUAGCAAACAGAUGAAUAAAUACCCAAUUAUAGCUUCUUUUUUUUAAACAUGUAAGCUGCAGUCGACGUGACAGAAAUUUAGAAAUAUAUAAACGCAUAGUAAAAAAAUAUAGGCCGACCCCAUCUAUUGUAACAGAGAGCCUUACACAGUAUAUAUUCACAAAAUACUUGUUAGUAGACAUCAUUUGGUAUGAAAGUUAAAAUUAAGGGCUUGCACAAUUCUUGCAUGGGAUACCCUGCAGUGGCUCUAUUAAAAAGAACACCCAUCGAGUACAAGUCGACAAC